AUGAAGCACCAAAACCCGAGGCGGAAGAAGCAGAAACUGACACCGGAAGCUCAAUUCCGAUCAACACUCGACCGCUGCUCGAAAGCAAAAGACCUCUCCGCCGCCAUCUCUCUCUACGAGUCUUCCCCUUUUCAGACCCUCAAUCUCAACAACCUCAACUCCUUUCUCUACAUUUGCUCCGAGUCCCUAUCCAAUCCCGAAACCCUACAAUCCGCCAUUGAGUUUGGGUUCAAGUUGUUCCAAGACCAUGUCAACGAGAAUCUCAAGCCAAACGAGGCGACGCUCACCGCCGUGGCCCGGCUCGCGGCGGCGAAAGGCGACGGGGACUACGCAUUCGAUCUCGCGAAGAGCGUGAAGAGCCACGCGGUUGCGCCCAAGCUGAGGACUUUUGUGCCGGCGUUGAUUUGCUUUUGCGGAAGUGGAGCGGCGGACAAGGCGUAUGAAGUAGAGGGGCAUGUCGAAUCCGUUGGGCUCCGUUUAGAAGAAUCCGAGCUCGCAGCUUUGCUAAAAGUGAGUGUCGAGAUGGAGAGGGAAAACAAGGUCUACGAGUAUCUACAUAAAUUGAGAGUGACACUGAGAGGAGUUGACGAGCCAACAGUCUCGAUUAUAGAGAGUUGGUUCAGAGGGAAAAAGGCUGCAGAAGUGGGUUUUGUCAAGUUUCCUCCCGAUGAGGUUAAGGAAGUUGUUAUGAGGAACGGAGGUGGGUGGCAUGGACUAGGAUGGUUUGGGCAGGGAGAGUGGGUCCCAAGGAGAUCGAUUAUCGCCUCGAAUGGGAAGUGUUGUGCGUGUGGUGAGCAGUUGGUUUGUGUUGAUACUGACAGGACAGAGACCGAGAAAUUUGCUCAGUCGAUUGCUUCUUUAGCCAUGGAAAGGGGGCUCCAGUCGAAUUUUAAAGAAUUUCAGGAUUGGCUGGGACAAAAUUCUGAAUACGAGGCUGUGAUUGAUGGGGCAAAUAUUGGACUGUACCAACAGAACUUUGCUGAGGGUGGUUUUAGUGCUGCUCAGCAGCUUGAGGCCGUUGUGAAAGAAGUACAUAGCAUGAGCAAUAAAUGGCCGCUCGUAAUCUUGCAUAAGAAACGUGUCCGGUCGCUUCUUGAGGAUGCUUCUAGAAGGAAAUUGAUUGAAGAGUGGAUGGAUCAGGGGGUGCUGUAUGGAACGCCAUAUGGUUCUAACGAUGAUUGGUAUUGGCUUUAUGCUGCUGUGAAACUCAAGUGCUUGUUGGUAACCAAUGAUGAAAUGAGGGAUCAUAUAUUUGAGCUGCUGGGCACCAAUUUUUUCUUCAGAUGGAAAGAAAGACAUCAGGUAGUUAGAUAUACAUUCACCAAGGGCAAUCUGAAGCUUAUCAUGCCACCUUCAUAUUCUGUUGUCAUCCAGGAAUCUGAGAAGGGAUCAUGGCACGUGCCCAUAGCCGGUGAAGUUAGCGACGAGCCUUCAAGAAACUGGCUAUGCGUUACCCGAACAAAAUCUAAUGAAGCUGAAACAAAUCCUGACGAGAAUCAUCCAACAUGGGAAGAACACACCAAGGGUUGUAACAAUUCUUGA
Molecule: messenger RNA, 1542 nt
Organism: Striga hermonthica
Lineage: Eukaryota; Viridiplantae; Streptophyta; Magnoliopsida; Lamiales; Orobanchaceae
Source: the annotation of a GenBank genome assembly